AGAAACUAAAGUCAGCGGGUCGAGCGGAGAGAGUUGACCCGCAGGAGGAGCGAGGAGAGGCGGCCACGACCUGCGUCUGCACCGGGGUCACGUUGUGAGGAUCUGGUUCUCUCAAACUUAUUCAUGGAGAUUUAAACUCUUCGUCGCCGUCACAAUGCGGACUCACUCCGGUUCAUCCAACUCGCUCACCGGCCCCUGGGCUCCGGGUCCCCGCGCCGCUGCUGCCGCCGCGGUCACCUGUCUGCUGGCGGCCGGGAUGCUCGUCGUCACAGUCGGACACGCGAGCAGCGGAGAGCCGGGGGCACCUCCGGCGGCUGCUGCUGCAGCUGCUGUUGCAGCGGAGAACGGGAGGGCUUUCUCGGCGUAUUUCAGUAAACUCACCCGGGAGAGGAGAGCAAUAAGCGGGCACCAGAGGAAGAGCGUGACCCCCGGGCCGGUGGAGCCUCUGACCCCCGCUGACCUCUUCAUAGCGGUGAAGACAACCGGGAGGUAUCACCGGCAGAGGCUGGAGCUGCUGCUGGAAACCUGGAUCUCCACACACAUGCAACAGACGUACGUGUUCACUGACGGAGAGGACGAGGGGCUGAGGAAGAGAAUGGGAUCUCACCUGAUCAACACCAACUGCUCAGCGGCCCACAGUCGUCAGGCUCUCUCCUGUAAAAUGGCUCUGGAGUACGACGCUUUUAUUAACUCUGGAAAGAAGUGGUUCUGUCACGUCGACGAUGAUAACUACGUGAACGUCGGCUCCCUCCUGAAACUCUUGUCACAGUUCAGUCACACGGAGGACGUGUACAUCGGCCGGCCCAGCCUCGAACGACCCAUAGAGGCCACGGAGAGACUCGGCACGGCUGAGAUGAAGACGGUGCGUUUCUGGUUCGCCACAGGAGGAGCAGGGUUCUGUCUGAGUCGGGCCCUCGCUCUCAAGAUGAAACCCUGGGCAAGUGAGGGCACUUUCAUGUCGACCGCCGAGCACAUUCGCCUCCCUGACGACUGCACUGUUGGUUACAUCGUGGAAGCGCUGCUCGGCGUGAGCCUCAUCCGCUCGGCUUUGUUCCACUCCCACCUGGAGAACCUGGGACUGGUGUCAGACAUACACAACCAGGUGACUCUCAGCUACGGCACAGUGGAAAACAACAGAAACACUGUGAAUGUGAAAGGACCUUUUUCAGUUAGUGAAGACCCUACAAGGUUCAGGUCUGUCCAUUGUCUGUUGUACCCAGACACUACUUGGUGCCCCGGCCCCUGGCGACUCCCACAGCCGCCGUCCAGAGAUGGAGAGAUGAACUGACGCGGGGGCGGGGGGGUAUGAGUCUGGGAACAAAAAAAAGAUAAAGAGAAGAGAAGUCCCUCUGCUCCUCUGAAUCCUGAAGAAUCUCAUGUCCCACGGCAGCCUGAGUGCUGAAUUACUUUGACCCCGUGACUUCGACCCUGUGAAUAGCGACCCGGUGUUUCCUAAGUGUUUCUCCUCUGAACGAUGCACAUCUCAGCUCCAGAUGUCGAGCUACAACCUGUCACCUCAUCUUUCGCUCUAAUCUCCACGUUCAGCUUCAGUUCUUCUCGUCUUCUCGGUCUCAGCUCUCGUUUGUCGCCUUCAGCUGAACUUGGCUCAGCUGUGCAUUUAGCUCGAAGCUGAUGCUAUCAGCGCUCGGUGUCCGAUACACUCUGGGUUCACUUCACCCGGAUUUGUGCUCGUCAUCCGAAAGCUAACGGAUAUGGAGGAAACUGGAGAUGGAGAGAUUUCAACAAUGGUGGAACUUUUUGAGGAGAGACAACAGGCAUCUGGGGUUAUGAUGCUACUUCCAUCGUGCGAAUGGACAAACUGCUGCUUUUGCUUAAUCAUCUCCGCAGUCGCAAUGUUCUCAACUCUGCCCUCUAGUGGAUUUAUUCCUUAACAACCACAACCAAUGUAAAGCAUGUGGGCAGUGACAGUUACUUUGUUAAAACAUUUUAAUAGAAACUAAACAACCAAGAUUUAACUGGAUGUGUGAUUCUGGAGCAGCAGACAAACUUCGACGGACAUCCUCCUCUCCGGAGUCGAGAGGAACUAUACUUUCCCUUCUGGCUUCUCUUUCUUUUUCCACAAUGGCUCCUCUUAAAGAUCAGUUUGGCCUCACACCCCCGAACUUUCCCAGUGCCCCCUCUCCUCUCCACCUCCUCAGCUAAGACGCAUUGUUCUUUUGUGUUGAUAAGAUGGGAUUCACUACGUGUGAGCAGAUGCACUGGAGCGAUCGAACGCAGAAGAAAAGAAAAAUGAACGAUUUCAUCAUUUUUAGCAAAAUGAGGCAAAAGAAAAAGACAUUUUGAUGAUCCAGACUCCUUCAUGUGAAGUUUUAUCUCCUCAGUGUUCAGUGUUAUCUCUAUGAAUUGUGUUAUCAUGACUGAGCACUUUGCUGUUUUAAUUCUGCUGCUUGCAAUUCAUCAUUUGAUAAAAGGAACAUUCACAGGAACGGUUUGACAUUUUUAUAAAUGCUGCUCACUCGCUUUCUCGCAAGGAAAUGAUUGUUAGUAAAGAUGCACGACGUGUCUCCAUCUCAUCCCACUGAAGCUAAAGUGAAGCUAAAGUAUGGAGCAUCAAAUAAAUAAAUAAAACUAAACUUACCAGAAACAUCAAAACUUAAACAAACAUCAGUGUGUUUAAAAACUACCUAAAAACAUUUAUAGAAAAUUAUAUUUAAUGUGCACUUUGACUUUUUAGUUUGGUCCAUGUCCCAUCCACUAACAGGGAGGAGGCUGGGUUUAUGAGCUAUACUGGAGCCAGCCACCAGGGGCUAUAGAUGUUUUGGCUUCACUUAAUUCAAUGUCAUGUCGUCCAUCUUUAUAUAAUGUUUGUAAUAUUUCAACAUCAUGCUCGCAACAUUUUUUUUCAAAAAUGUCAAACUAUUCCUUUAACUCCUCGGUGUGGACUAUCAAGGCCUCUGUUACGAACUAGUGUUCAAAAAAACAUGGACACCACUGUUCUUCAUCCUUUGAAACAGGUGGAGUCUGA
This is a messenger RNA of Paralichthys olivaceus (Japanese flounder), 2986 nucleotides long. RefSeq names its product beta-1,3-N-acetylglucosaminyltransferase lunatic fringe. Gene Ontology annotation, biological process: regulation of Notch signaling pathway; pattern specification process. Gene Ontology annotation, molecular function: O-fucosylpeptide 3-beta-N-acetylglucosaminyltransferase activity. The record is from RefSeq and is a predicted model, not a curated record. Gene Ontology annotation, cellular component: Golgi membrane. NCBI's taxonomy places the organism in Eukaryota, Metazoa, Chordata, Actinopteri, Pleuronectiformes, Paralichthyidae.